AUGCGCGGCCACGACGCGGCCGUCUUGAGCGCCAUGAGCGACGUGAGUGCGUCCGACGACAGCGACGACGAGCGUCUGCAUGUCAUGGACCCGUCGGAUCCGCGCGCGCACCGUUUAGCGCCGUCUGUCGCGCAGGUUCCGAGUCCUCGUCUCGCGUUGACUCCGCCAGCGGAGAUCCACCGCGACGCCGACUCAGAGUCUGAGAACAUUGCUACACACCGAUUGGGCGCUGGUGCACAUGUCUCAGCAUCGCCGACUCGGUCGACGAAAAACGUCAUUGAUACUGAUGACGUAAUCCCUAUCCAGUUCGACGAUGAUGGCGUUGACGAUGAUGGAGACAGUCGUAGGACCACUAAGGAGAAGCAGAAGCCGAAGGAGACGAAGACGAACGGGACGAAGUCUGUGACGCUCUCCAAGUGGGCCCAAGCGCGUUUCCUCGUGCCUGCUGGAGCUCGAAAAGUCGCAGUGGUCGAAGAAGACACGUGUCUCGAGCCGCUCAAUGACUUUAUCUUGAGUGACUUUAGCUCGCGGUAUCGUGGAGACGUGGGCAAUGUCGACGUGGAGAAAGCUAUUGCAACAGCCGACGAGGAAGAUAGGGACGAAGACGAGUCGUUGGUGGGUUCGAGCAGGCAAAAGCACGUUGGUGCACCGCUGUUUGAGACGAGCGGGGACGGAAGGCCGAUCGAGGCUGGCAACAGGAAGGCGAAGGACGCUGGAAGCAACCAGAGGGUGCUGAAGAAGGAUGGAGAAGGACGCAAGCGCAAGGAGAGCAGGUACUUUGUGACGGACUUGGCCACCAAGUGUUAUCACUGCGGAGAAGUGGGUCACAUGGCCAGUGUCUGCAUGAACGACAAGCUGCAGCCGCCUUGCUACUACUGUGCAUUACGUGGACAUCAGUCGUGGGCGUGUCCGAACCUACCGUGUGCGAGUUGUCUCCAGUUGGGGCACCAGGAGAAGUACUGCAACAAUCGAGCGAUGACCACCAAGACCUGCAAACUAUGUGGGUGCACUGGUCAUACGGAAGACCGUUGCGGCAACGUAGACACUGUAGAGCAAGCAACGUGUAUGGUGUGCACAAGAGUGGGACAUCUGCACUGUGUGCCCGUGCCGCCUCCUGCUGAUAGACGUGUGUAUUGCCCAAACUGCGCCGAGAACCACAAACUAGAACGGUGUCGGCGGUACAGCAAGCCCAUUCCGGUCAACCUCACUGCUCGAGUAGCCAGCGGACGCUUUGUGCAAACGUGCUUCGUGUGCAGCGAGGCCGGUCACAUUGCUGCCGAGUGUCCGACGCGCUCGAAUGGAUACGGCAGAGGCAGAGACGGCUGCUAUAAAUGCGGCAGGUCUGGGCACUUUGCUGCUGAGUGCUACGGCUCAAGCAAUCACCAUAGCAACGAUCGACAUGAUAGUAGUCGCAAACGGUAUCGCGAUGUGCAGGAUGAGUAUCCGAACUACAGAGACCAUCGACGACGCUGA
Hyaloperonospora brassicae is the source of this 1473-nucleotide messenger RNA. NCBI's taxonomy places the organism in Eukaryota, Oomycota, Peronosporomycetes, Peronosporales, Peronosporaceae. The record is from the annotation of a GenBank genome assembly.